Aspergillus pseudoviridinutans is the source of this 1041-nucleotide messenger RNA. RefSeq lists its product as uncharacterized. Gene Ontology annotation, molecular function: catalytic activity. The transcript has a single exon. Bases 1 to 1041 code for a protein of 346 amino acids. The record is from RefSeq and is a predicted model, not a curated record. NCBI's taxonomy places the organism in Eukaryota, Fungi, Ascomycota, Eurotiomycetes, Eurotiales, Aspergillaceae. Gene Ontology annotation, biological process: nucleoside metabolic process.
AUGUCAUCACCCAAGACACUCUCACACGCAGAUUAUAGCGUCGCAUGGAUCUGCGCUCUGCCGCUAGAAAGAGCUGCCUCCACAUCCAUGCUGGACGAAGAACAUGCCAGGUUACCACAGGCUUCAAAUGAUCCCAACAGCUAUACUCUGGGAGAGGUUUGUGGUCAUAAUGUGGUGGUCGCCUGCCUUCCAGCUGGGAUAUAUGGUACGCUGUCAGCAGCCGCAAUCGCCAUACAGAUGCGGUGCACAUUCUUUGCCAUCCGGUUUGCUAUGAUGGUUGGAAUUGGUGGCGGAGUACCAAACAAAAAGGCGGAUAUCAGACUAGGUGAUGUGGUGGUUAGUAAGCCAACCGGCACUUCUGGUGGAGUGGUGCAAUAUGACUAUGGCAAGACUAUAAGCGGCGGCCAGUUUGAAAGAAUCGGAGCGCUAGAUAAGCCGCCACAAGCCCUCCUGAUCGGAGUUAACUCCUUGGAAUCAAGCUAUAUGGUCGGAAAGAGGAAUCUCUGCGAGAUUAUAUCGAACACACUGGAACGAAACCCUAAGAUGAAAACUAGCUUUGCCAGCCCUGGUCCGCACCACGAUUUGCUCUUCAAUGCGAAUUAUGAUCACAAGGGGUCUGAAGAUACCUGCGCCAAUUGUUCUCGCGAUCAACUUGUCAGCCGAGCACAGCGGUCCUUCAAUGAACCCCAAGUUCACUAUGGUCUCAUUGCAUCAGGAAAUCAGGUGAUGAAAGAUGGCAAAACGCGAGACCGACUUGCAAAAGAGCUCGGGAUUCUCUGUUUCGAAAUGGAAGCAGCUGGAUUGAUGGAUCAAAUACCCUGCCUAGUCAUUCGAGGCAUCUGUGACUAUUCAGACUCUCACAAAAACAAUCAUUGGCAACGAUAUGCAGGAUUGACAGCGGCAGCUUAUGCGAAGCAGCUUCUUUCAGUCAUCACUCCUGACAAAAGCAGGAAUACUGAGAUGUUACACGGUAAUAUCCUCCUACACGAUGGCAUUUCAUGGUGGAAAGAGGACGCUGAUAUUAGUAGACCAAAGCAAUAG